This is a messenger RNA of Paramuricea clavata, 1141 nucleotides long. Lineage: Eukaryota; Metazoa; Cnidaria; Anthozoa; Malacalcyonacea; Plexauridae. The record is from the annotation of a GenBank genome assembly.
UUGAGGAACGUCAGCAAACAAAUAGGACCGCGUGGUUUUAAUGGAUCUCAAGGUUUGCAAGGGCCACAGGGACCCCAAGGAGUUGGCAACAUGUCUGCCUGUAGGGUACGUGAGAUCACAGAAUCGGGUAGUAUCAAAACAACACAAGUGGACAUUGGACGGGUUGAAGUUAAAUAUAAGCAGCCUAAGGUAAGUAUGUCCAAUACAGUGCGUUUCAUUUGAGUGAGAACUCGCGUCCAAAAAGUGAAGCCAAACAUGGCGGUAAUUGGCGUCCAGUACCAGUCCAUUUCUACUGUUUUUAUCAACGCGGCUGACACGAAGCUACAAGGAGUGUGCCGUUAUGAGCCGAAAUUUCGUGUUUAGAUUUAAAGAAUAAUAUUAUGGUUUUAUGAACUGAUAACUCGAUUAGUGAUGCGAUCCGUUAGAAAAAAACUAGAAUUAGCUGGGGGUAAAAUGUUAUUGAAACUAUUUACGACCUUCAUACCUAUUGGACGUCAAUUUCUGCCAUCUUGGCUUUACUUUUCUCAUUGGCCGAAUGACUGAAGUUCUUGCUCCAGGUAUAUAUAGAGCUCACUGGUCUUUACAUAAAUAACGCAUCUAAGAAUCGACAUCUAUCAGGUGAUUGGUUGAUCGGGGAAAUUAAACACAUCUGAUUGGUCAAUGGUCCUUUGAUGAAGUAAAUGAACUAUUUAAUAUUUAUCACCACAAAUGUUAUCACUGCACAUUUUACUGUUUAUCACUGCACUCUUAAAUCACUUGCACCUUCAAAUAUAGAAACUGUCACUGUGGAGAACUCCCGGGGGCAUGCUACACCCAUCCAUAUUAAUAGUACUGCAUAUGCAUGGAUACCCUGGUAUAAGCCAAUCGAAGGAAGAGUGAAAGUGCUUGCCAUUAGCAAACGGCCCGCUAAUAUAGAAAAAUUUUGUUUCAGGGCUGGAAAGUCAUGUCGGCUGUUUGCUCAACAGUGCAAGGUGCCGGUGCGCUACAAACAGUUUUAUCAAGAAGUGGAAACACAUACACUUGCACAUGCGUCAAACCAUCAAAAUAUUCAAUCUUUGAAGCUUUGUUUACAGAUUCGACACGACAAAAUUAUUCUGUGAAGUGUAAGAUUAUAUACUGGGAAUGUCCAGAACUCACUUGA